This is a messenger RNA of Triplophysa dalaica, 602 nucleotides long. Its product is annotated as C-type lectin domain family 4 member M-like. The coding region runs from base 101 to 574 and encodes 157 amino acids. NCBI's taxonomy places the organism in Eukaryota, Metazoa, Chordata, Actinopteri, Cypriniformes, Nemacheilidae. The record is from RefSeq and is a predicted model, not a curated record. The transcript has 5 exons.
AUACUGACAGGGCCGACCUCGAGCAAAGAGGCGGAGCUUAAACCUGGAACAUCCACCUGUGGGUUCAGAAAGUAUAUGAUCAGUGACCAGAACCAAGGGAAUGGACAGAGAGAGAGUGGAGAUGAUGGUGGAGAUCUAUGAGAGUGCAGAUGACUUCAGGACACAAACAGACUCCAAUACAAACAGACAACAAUCACUUCAGUGUACCGAUGGAUGGAUUUACUAUAAAUUCAGUUUGUACUUCAUUUCAUCUGAGAAGAAGAACUGGACUGAGAGCAGAAGAUACUGUAGAGAGAGAGGAGCAGAUCUGAUCAUCAUUAACAACAAAGAGGAACAAGAUUUUAUUGAGAAGAAAACUUGUAAAGAAAGAUUCUGGAUUGGUUUGUCUGAUAGCGAUGAGGAGGGCAGAUGGAAAUGGGUUGAUGGCAGCGCAAUGACCUCUGGUUUCAGCUUCUGGAAGUCUGGAGAACCCAACGGACGAACAAAGGAGAACUGUGUUGAGUCUGCGGCAUUAGUGUGGAAUGAUCUUAAUUGUCAUGUGACUCGAAAAUGGAUCUGUGAGAGAAUUUUUUAAUUAGUUAUCAAAUGAGAUACAUGUUUAU